This is a messenger RNA of Pleuronectes platessa (European plaice), 1202 nucleotides long. RefSeq names its product arginine vasopressin (gene avp). The transcript has 3 exons. Gene Ontology annotation, cellular component: extracellular region; secretory granule. The record is from RefSeq and is a predicted model, not a curated record. Gene Ontology annotation, molecular function: neurohypophyseal hormone activity. NCBI's taxonomy places the organism in Eukaryota, Metazoa, Chordata, Actinopteri, Pleuronectiformes, Pleuronectidae. The coding region runs from base 27 to 722 and encodes 231 amino acids.
UACAUCAGGAUGAUGGCACACUUCUCAUGCAGAGACACAUCUGCCCGCGACCUCUGCGCUCGCCGGUGCCCCACGGAAGCGCGUGCGUGUGGGGAGAAGAAUGGCGCUUCACUGACGUCAGUCCCCGGUGUGUCGGUGGUCUUUUGUCGGGUCCGUGCCUUAUAAGUGAGGAACCCACCGAGUUGUCAGUCAGUCUCACAUCCACCCAGGCGGAGGAUACCAGCACCGGUGCGCAGCGCUCAUCCAACCAACCAGCAGCCAUGCCUCACUCCAUGUUCCCGCUGUGCGUCCUGGGAUUCCUCGCCCUCUCCUCCGCCUGCUACAUCCAGAACUGCCCCCGAGGAGGGAAGCGAGCGCUGCCGGACACUGGCAUCAGACAGUGCAUGCCCUGUGGCCCCGGAGACAGGGGCCGCUGCUUCGGCCCCGGUAUCUGCUGCGGGGAGGGUCUGGGCUGCCUGCUGGGCUCCCCAGAGACAGCUCACUGUGCAGAGGAGAACUACCUGCUCACCCCCUGUAUGGCCGGAGGGAGACCCUGUGGAUCUGAGGGAGGACGCUGUGCGGCAUCAGGACUCUGCUGUAACCCAGAGAGCUGUGCGGUUGACUCUGACUGCCUGGCGGAAAUCGAGGCCUCAGAUCCAGGCCACGGCGCCGGAGGGAGCUCACCUGCAGAGCUGCUGCUCCGCCUGCUGCAUGUGACGGCCAGAGGACAGACCGAGUACUGAUCCUGGAGCUGUGGAGGUUCCUCUGCUCCUCAGGGUCUGGAGGUGCACCAGAAACACAUCUCUGUUCCAAUAUCAACCCCGAGCCAAUAAAACACCAAGUCAAACUUUCUUCUCUUAACCCGUCCUGCUCUGUUAAUUUAGUAUCAGUACAGACGCUUUAUGAUCACAGACGGAGAACUAUCUUCAACCUGUUCACUGAUUGGCUUCUUCUAUUCAGAUCCCUGGGGCGAGGAAUCAUGUUUCCAUGUUUGUUCCCAGUUUGUAAAUGUACAUACUAAUGCACAUACUGUAAACAAAGUAUUAUCUAUAUGUUGAGCUCCAGUUCAAAUGAGUAAGUUAUGGCAGAAAACUGUAAAUAAGUCAAACGCUGGAGAUGAACAUUGCUGCAGACGCCCACAUGUGUAGCAGCUGAACGACGAUGCUGAGCAGUUCAUUCAUGUGUAGUAGAAAUGUUAUUGAUUCUUGGACAUGGGAGAAACA